This is a messenger RNA of Ricinus communis (castor bean), 981 nucleotides long. RefSeq names its product E3 ubiquitin-protein ligase DZIP3-like. The record is from RefSeq and is a predicted model, not a curated record. The transcript has a single exon. NCBI's taxonomy places the organism in Eukaryota, Viridiplantae, Streptophyta, Magnoliopsida, Malpighiales, Euphorbiaceae. The coding region runs from base 141 to 890 and encodes 249 amino acids.
GUGUCGCAUUCUUCACUAACUGUGUAGUUCUUUGAGUUGAUUUGCUCAGUAUUCACCUUCUUCUGCACCAAUUCCGUAAUUCUUUUCUCCAAGAUUCUGCUGUCUUUCUUUUGCUCCACUUCUCCUCCAAUUUAUUAAUAAUGCACAGAGAAAAGCAUCUUCAUCUCACGGUCACCCCUAUGACGCCGCAGGACAUGGAGAAACAUGUUCACUCUGCAGGCCUGAACGCAUCAUCCUUGCAAUUCUACUUCAACUUAUCUUACCAGGUCGAGCACCAAUCUGUUCUUGUUCAUGCCGAUGGUAGACAUGACUUUCUUGGUUCCACCGCUGAUCAACCUGCUAUCGUAGAUUCCUUCUUUUUCGAUUUUGGGUUGUUUAGUAGCUAUCAGGCGUUGGUCAAACAUCUUUCGCCUAUUUUUGCUCGUUUACUGAUAGAUUCAAGUUUCCAUGAGAAACUGGUUUUGGAGAUAAUACAGGAAGUUGGUCGGCUAAUUACAACAGGUGGUGUAUCGAAGAACAGAAAUUUCCUGCCCUUCAAUGUCAAUGUACUGAAGCACUGCAUGCAUAUAUAUCAGGAAGAAAUGCUGAUUAAUGAUGUUAUAAGUCAGUCGAGGGAAGAAUAUGAAAGCAGAAAUUUCGGUAUGGUGCCGACUGCUCCAAAGUCCCGGAAAUUGAAGUGUGUGAAAGUGAGUGAGACUGAGACUACUGCUUACGACGAAGGUUCGAAGGAGGGUCAAAGCCAAAUUUGUAUGGUAUGCUUGGAGGAGCUCGAGGAUUUUGCUGCUGUGAUGCCCUGUGAUCAUCUGUUCCAUGGCACCUGUAUCGACAAAUGGUUGGAGAAUAGCCAUUAUUGUCCUCUCUGCCGCUAUGAAAUGCCUACUGAGACGUGAUUUAUUAUUUACUGUUCUUGGGAUGUUAGGUUUCUCUGAGUUUAUCGACCAAAAAACAUUUUUCUUUUAUGUUUAAUUGUAUUUGGUUAAU